This is a messenger RNA of Cydia fagiglandana, 3313 nucleotides long. RefSeq names its product atrial natriuretic peptide-converting enzyme-like. Gene Ontology annotation, molecular function: protein binding. The transcript is spliced from 6 exons. The record is from RefSeq and is a predicted model, not a curated record. Gene Ontology annotation, cellular component: plasma membrane. Bases 522 to 2111 code for a protein of 529 amino acids. NCBI's taxonomy places the organism in Eukaryota, Metazoa, Arthropoda, Insecta, Lepidoptera, Tortricidae.
UUCGUAGUGCAUCGCGUUAACUAAGGGCGUAACAUGAACAGCUGUUAGUUCAGUUGCUUUCCCCCAAUAAAACCUGCUGCGUGUCACUCUUGGCUGAGCACAGCCUUUGGCCACUGGCACCACCAUACGUCACCAACCCCUAGCUAUAUCUCUUUCUAGCACACACUUAUUAAAAUAAGCAUCUCUUUUCCUUGCCAGUUUUACUUCAAAGGGGUUGUGUGGGUUGUUUAAUGGUCGUCCCGGCAACGGAGCCCCGUCCACAAGACCCGCGGCUGCCCGGCACGCUGACGUCCUACAUUGUACUUCCAUAAUUAGACAAUAUUUAAUUUAGAAAAUGUUCUAGUAAAGUGUCGGUUUAGUACAUCAACUUAUCACAACACGCUACGGAGACUGCUUACCAACAGGCGGGCCGUGUGCUUGUUUGCCACCGACGUAGCAUAAAAAAAUACUGUUGCUCCGCGUUCUUCAGUACCAGACAAUAAUAUGAAUAUGAUAGACACACAAAGAAGCAACCGGACAAUAUGACAUUGACGGACAGUUUUUCCGGGGAGAUAUCUAGCGCAACCGAUGAUUCUUCAUCCAACUGGGAUCAACUAUACUGCUCCCAUCUGUGGUCAAACAGCAACCUACGGAAAACAAUACUCAACAAUGUCCAAAAUGUGGACGAUAGAGUCAUUACGUAUUGUUAUACCUGCAGGGGAAAGAUGAGAAAAUAUGAGAUAAAAUCUCCACGAACUGAUUUCCGACCAAAUGAGCAUUCCACUCCACACAUAAGAAUUUCCAAAGAGGUUAGCUUACCGUUAGAUGACCCAAGAGAAGAUUCCAUAUGUGAAGAUAUUAGUAGGACAGAAGUUUACUCGUGCAGAAAAAGUGCCACAAAAGACUCCGCCAUCACAGAUGUAGAAAUUAACCGUUGCAUUCCAUCAAUAUCUCAUCAAAUAGACUCAAAUAUUCGCCAAAAAUUUACUUCCUAUGAAACACAGCCUACUGAAAGUAAUCCUCGAAGACUUAGGAAAAGCCUAAAAGGCAUCGGAUGUAUCGUGAAUUUUGCUCUAACUGAACCCGUCAAGAAGCGGACUCAGAUCCAAGCGUGCUCAAUAAGUGUGAUGAUUGUUGCUAUUGUAGUUAUAAGUUUUGUUUUGGUGAAUUUUACUACUCCUAGUUCUACACGUGUAAAAGUAAUUAGUACAACUGUAGUGCCAACCCAACCCGUAAUUGUUAAUAAAACUUCGUCAGCAGUUACAAAUAUCGCAUUACCGUCGGCGCAACUGCCCGAAGUUGUCACCACUGAAAUAUCAUUGACAACAGAAGACGAGUUCAGCAGUACAACUGAAAAUAAUUCCUUAAUUAAUAAUGUUUUAUCUAAAAUCCGUAAGAAUAUAAGGACUUAUCCGAAAAACUCUAACAAAAGCAAAGAAAGCCAAAAACCAAAAGAUAUCAUAAAUCGAGACAUUGUAUCGCAAAGUUUCUGCUCGUGCCAAACAGAUGAAAUAUGCAUGCUAAACGAAAGCAGCGGAACGCCAGAUUGCAAGAAAGCUAUCGACGCCGAUGAUCCUACGGGUUGUGGAGGUCUGUGUGCCUUGGAGACCGAGGCAUGUCAGCUAGUAGACAGAGUGCGAGGCGUGCGCGUGUGCCGGCAGCUGAAUCUGGUGACGUGCUCGCCGCAAGAGUGGCGCUGCCGCAACGGGCUGUGCGUGCCGGCCACGGCGCGCUGCGACGGCGCCGUGCAGUGCUACGACAAGUCUGACGAGACGCACUGCGAGUGUGAUCUAACGAAGCAGUUUCGUUGCGGUCACUUCAUAUCAUGCUUCCCCAACAACAAGCUGUGCGACGGGAUCAUCGACUGCUGGGACGGUUUCGACGAAGUUAACUGCACGACAGAAUGUCCCGAAGACCAGUUCACCUGCACAGACGGUCAAUGCAUCCUCGAGUCGCGCUUCUGCGACGGCUACGCCGACUGCCCGGACGGCAGUGACGAACCACGCGGCUGCGACGGCGGUUGCAGUAAACACGAGCUGCAAUGCAGGAACCGCCGCUGCGUAUCUAACACCAUGAGGUGCGACGGACAUGACAACUGCGGCGACGCUACUGAUGAAGUUAACUGCUCUUGAUGAUGCAUAUGCUUCUCUUAUACAAUAUUCCGAUUGUACCUACCUACUUGACUACGACGAUGGUUGUAAGGUUGUAGCAAACACGAGCUGCAGUGCAGGAACCGCCGCUGCGUAUCUAACACCAUGAGGUGCGACGGACAUGACAACUGCGGCGACGCUACUGAUGAAGUUAACUGCUCUUGAUGAUGCAUCCUUCCGAUUGUACCUACCUACUUGACUACGAGGACGGUUGUAGUAAACACGAGCUGCAGUGCAGGAACCGCCGCUGCUGUCUAACACCGUGAGGUGCGACGGACAUGACAACUGCGGCGACGCUACUGAUGAAGUUAACUGCUCUUGAUGAUGCAUCCUUCUCUUAUACAAUAGGGACAAUGCACUAGUUUUCGUCCGGCUCUAGUUUUCGCCCACUUGAUGACGAAACUUGAAUAUAAGCCUUCAUAUCUGCACAAAUUUGGACUUAUUGCAAUCCUUAAUAUCUAAACAAAACAAUGUAUAAUACAAAAAAUAUAUAUUUCAAAAGUAGCAAAUUAUAAAAUUAUAAAUGAAAUGUAUUAUUUGCUAAUCCGUCAAGUGGACCGAAACUGACGCAAUUACCCUGUUUCAACUUUCAAUUGUACUUGACUACGACGACUGUUGUAGGGUUGUAUUACUACAACCCUGUGUCUCGUGUCUCGUGUUUACACACGAGAUAGGUACAGUGCAGGAACUGACGCUGCGUGUUACACCGUGGGAUGCGACGGCCUUAUUAACUGCGACGACGCUACUGAUGAAGUCAACUGCUGUUGGUGAUGCAUUCUACCCUUAUAAAAUAUUCCGAUUUUGUUUGCUACGAAGGCGGCUGCAGUUAAGGCUAGUUUUAGUGUCGCGCUGACAGGCCAAAUAGGUAUCAUGUUUAGGGCGCGUUUAGAAAAACUUCGAUCAUCUGUUUGACACUAAAACCAGCCUAACUCUGGCGAUGCCACUGAUGAAAUUCACAGCUCUUAAUUAUCUGUCCUUCCCUUUAUAAAAUAUUCAAGUUUUGAGUGUAAGUGUUGAUAGAGUGACUGUUUUAAGUUGUUUUAACUGGGAGUGAUUUCAACUUAGUAUACCUAAGUAUAGCUGAAAUGGCUAAAAUAAUUAUAAUUAUAUAAAUUUUGCGUUAUUAAUGAAUUACAUUACUUUGUAUAUAAUUAGAUAGUGAAAUAAAUAGUGACUGAAAUGAA